AUUCUUGACGGUGAUGGAACGAGAGGAUUCCUUCCUUAUGAAGCGUAUGUUCGACGUGUUUGACACCGACAAAAGUGGCACUCUCGAACUGAAAGAAUUCAUAGUGGGAAUGUCCAAUUACACUGGAACCAAUCAAAUGAGCAAGCUACGAUUCGCCUUUCUAAUGUUCGAUACGGACCAGUCGGGUUUCAUCGAGCUCAGCGAACUCAAGAACAUCAUCAG
Molecule: messenger RNA, 222 nt
Organism: Perkinsus marinus ATCC 50983
Lineage: Eukaryota; Perkinsozoa; Perkinsida; Perkinsidae
Product: protein phosphatase 2B regulatory subunit, putative
Exons: 2
Molecular function (GO): calcium ion binding; calcium-dependent protein serine/threonine phosphatase regulator activity
Source: RefSeq, a predicted model, not a curated record